This is a messenger RNA of Exophiala spinifera, 1701 nucleotides long. RefSeq lists its product as uncharacterized. The record is from RefSeq and is a predicted model, not a curated record. The transcript has a single exon. Gene Ontology annotation, molecular function: methylcrotonoyl-CoA carboxylase activity. Bases 1 to 1701 code for a protein of 566 amino acids. Gene Ontology annotation, cellular component: methylcrotonoyl-CoA carboxylase complex; mitochondrion. Gene Ontology annotation, biological process: L-leucine catabolic process. NCBI's taxonomy places the organism in Eukaryota, Fungi, Ascomycota, Eurotiomycetes, Chaetothyriales, Herpotrichiellaceae.
AUGCCUCCCAAAUAUACGCCGACGGCCUCCCUUCUGCGCAGUCUAAGCCAUGCCCUUCGAGAACAACAACCCCUCUCUUCACGCACUGUACGGGCACGACCAGCAGCAACCUUCACCCAUGCUCGGCAUGCCCAAGCCAUUUCAAUCCUACCCACGCUUGUGGACAAGGCCAGUCCAGAAUAUAAAGAAAACUCAAAUCAACUGGCGAGUAUAAUGACCAAGUAUGCGGACUUGCAUCAGAAGGUCUCGCAGGGCGGAUCACAAAAAGCCCGGGACAAGCACAUCCAGCGCGGCAAAAUGUUGGCACGAGAUCGAGUCACAGCUCUCAUAGACCCGGGAACUCCCUUUCUCGAACUCUCUCCUCUAGCAGCACACGAGGUUUACGAGGACCAGGUCCCGGCCGCAGGCAUGGUCGCUGGAAUCGGCACAGUCGAAGGGGUGACGUGCAUGAUUGUUGCCAACGACGCAACGGUAAAAGGCGGCACAUACUAUCCUCUGACUGUGAAGAAACAUCUCCGAGCACAAGAGAUUGCUCAACAGAACCGACUGCCCUGCAUCUACCUCGUCGACUCUGGUGGUGCCAACCUACCCAACCAGGCCAAUGUCUUUCCGGACCGCGACCACUUCGGUCGCAUCUUCUUCAAUCAAGCACGGAUGAGCAGCAUGGGCAUUCCCCAGAUUGCCGUCGUCAUGGGCCCUUGCACCGCAGGCGGUGCAUAUGUCCCUGCAAUGUGCGACGAGUCCAUAAUUGUCCAGAACCAAGGUACCAUCUUUCUCGCCGGCCCACCUCUCGUCAAAGCAGCAACUGGCGAAGUGGUGUCCGCCGAAGACCUUGGUGGCGGCCAGCUGCACAGCAGUGUCUCGGGUGUGACGGACUACCUCGCUGUUGACGACGCGCACGCCAUUGUGCUUGCUCGACGGUCCGUCUCAAAUCUGAACUACCCCAAAGACCAGCCUGCGCCGGCCGAGGUUCGGGAGCCGCUCUACGAUCCCGAAGAACUGCCUGGCAUCGUGGGCACCAAUCUGAGAAAGCAAAUUCCCAUGCACGAGAUCAUCGCACGUGUCGUGGAUGGCAGUGAGUUUGCCGAGUUCAAAAAGGACUACGGGUCCACGCUGAUCACCGGCUUUGCACACAUCUACGGCUACCAGGUUGGGAUCGUGGCGAACAACGGGAUUUUGUUUUCCGAGUCAUCGCUCAAAGGUGCUCAUUUCAUCGAGCUGUGCUGCCAGCGCAACAUCCCGCUGGUGUUUCUACAGAACAUCUCCGGGUUCAUGGUCGGCGCCGAUGCCGAAAAGGGCGGCAUUGCAAAGAACGGGGCCAAGCUCGUCACGGCCGUUGCGUGCGCCGACGUGCCCAAGUUCACCGUCGUAGUCGGGUCGAGUGCCGGCGCCGGCAACUAUGGCAUGUGCGGCCGCGCCUACAGCCCUCGGUUCCUGUGGAUGUGGCCGAACGCAAAGAUUGGCGUCAUGGGCCCAGACCAGCUCACGGCCGUCAUGGAGACGGUAGGCAAGUCUGUCGACCCGGAACUGCGGGACCGGAUCGAGCGCGAGAGCGAUGCGGCCUUUUCGUCUGCGAGGCUCUGGGACGACGGAGUCAUCCCGCCUGCACAAACGAGGCACGUGCUGGGCAUGGGUUUGAAAGCUGCACUGGGAGGAAGGACGGAGAAGAGUAGUACCAAGUUCGGCGUUUUCAGGAUGUAG